UUUGCGCUCCUAUCUGCUUUUCGUCCUGUGCUUACAAACGAUGAUCCGCCAGCCUCCAGCCGCAAUCAGCAUAGCAAACAAGGAUGUCGAGGAGCUGGCCGCGCUGCAGAGCCAGAGCAACACCACGCCAAUUCGCCGCCCCGCCGAGCUGCCGCGCGAUGGACACCGCGAGGAGCGGAUUCCGACGCCAACACAUGACGCUCCAGGAGCGCAUUGGCCUUGUGAGCAAAUCCGGAAACCGCGAUUGGCAGUAAUUGGCGAGCCACAGACUGGCAGAGCCGGCGAGCCGGGCCAGCCGGGCAGUGACCUGGCGCUAGCACAGCACAGCAGCAGCCCAGAUACGCUGGCGGUCCUCAGAACCAGCUCGCGCCCAUCCAAAGUGCUACAGGGGCAGGCGCUGCUGCCUUCGCUUCCGCCUAUCAGCAACACCUACGCCCGGUCGCCAUCGUUCACCAGCACGCAGGCAUCGGCGAUUCCCAGGCAUGAAGAGCACACCUGGCGCGCAGACGCUUAUGCUUCGGGCAGCCAGUCGCAGGUGCAGUCGGGUGCGCGUAUAUCGACGCCUGCAGGCGGAAUUGUGUCACCAAGCGCACGCGCUCCGUCGUCGGCGCAGAUGCCGCUGCCCCAGCAGGCUUCAUCAGUGCCGCCAGGAAAGCAGAUGCAGUCGCCGAUGGUGCAGCGUACCGCAUCGGUGCAGAACUCGCCAAUUCCUCCUAUGGUCCAGGCCUCGCCGAGAGCACCAGCCAUGAGCACGCCUCAGGCUUCAUCAGGGGCCACAUUCUCAGUUGUAUCCAGGCAGCCUUCCAGCACUGCAGCUGCCUCUGCGGUCUCGACAAAUACUGGCAACGGACCGGCUGCUGCUGUGACCCGAGUUGCGCCAUCGGUCUCUGCACCCUCAGGCAACCGCAAGCAUAGCAGCUGCGCAGCCUCAGCUACAUCAGGUGCAGCAGCGGAUGCCGCUGGCCGCCCGCUGAACGUACGUGAUGCGCUGAGCUAUCUGGAUAUGGUAAAGUCGCAGUUCCAAGACCGGCCCGAGGUGUACAACCAGUUCCUGGACAUCAUGAAAGACUUCAAGAGCCACACCAUCGACACACCGGGUGUCAUUGAGCGUGGAUUCAACACGUUCCUGCCGCCUGGGUACCGCAUUGACGUGUCUGAUGAUCCGAACGAGGGCGUGCGUGUCACGACCCCGAGCGGCUCACCCCAGAGCCCUCUGGCGGCCUCGCACUCGCAGUCCCACCAGUACGGCGCGCAGCGUGGCCCUUCGCGUGAGCAGUACCUGUCUCGCCAGGGCUCGGCAUCGGCCAGCGGAACCACUCAGCAGCAUGCCCAUCCGCAGACGAGUCUGGCAGCAUACGGUGGUUCUGGUGCUGCGGUGUCUGGAAAUGGAGCCCAGGCGGCAGCGGCAGCUCGGGCACCCAGCCAGUUCAACCACGCGAUAAACUACCCCGACCACUACAAGGAGUUCUUGGAGAUCCUGCAGACGUACCAGAAGGAGUCGCGGCCGAUCCAGGACGUCUACUCGCAGGUGCAGGUCCUGUUUGCGUCGGCCCCUGAUCUGCUCGAUGAGUUUAAGCAGUUUUUGCCUGAUACCUCUGAGUCGGGAGGACAGGGGGCUGGGGGCGGCAUAAUCGGUGGGCAUGGCUCGGCUGCAUCGCCUGCAGCUGGCCACGCCAGAUCUGGCAGCUCGCUCCUUCAGGGGCAGCAGGGGGUUGCCGGCAGAGCUGGCGGCGAUGCUGUUGCUAGCAGCCGCCUGCCACCAGUGGGCAACUUCACCCCGACUGGAGCUCUGGCGGAGUGGCUAACUCGGCAAGCUGCAGGUGGAGCAGCGGCAUCUGGGACUGGCCGUAAGCGCCGCAAUGUGAUGGGCAGCGGCAAUGCGCAGGUGCCUGGUGCUACCGCGUCGAAGCGUCGCAACAAGGGGAGCAAGCAUGAGAGCAAUGCACUGCCGGUGCCAAUGGGCGAUGCGGCAGCAGCUGGUCUGUACGGACAGGCGAUGCCUGACGCCGCCAUGAUCCAAAUGCCUCAGAACCCGGCCACAGCGACGUCGGACGAACUUGUGUUCUUUGAGCGUGUCAAGCGGUUUAUCGGGCAGCCAGCUACAUACAACGAGUUCCUGAAGCUGCUGAACAUGUACAACCAGGAGGUGCUCGAUGCCAAGGGGCUGAUGGACCGUGCAGCGAGCUUUAUCGGUGAUGACCGUGAGCUGAUGGCGUGGUUCAAGCAGUUUGUCGGGUACGACGAGCGGCAGCAGUCGGUGGAGGACAGCCGGUCGAGCGACGAGGCGAUCAUGGAGUCGCUUCUGGGCCCUGAGCCCCAGGCGUACCUGACACCCGAGGAUGCAGCCAAGACGCUGCGGCCAGUGCGGCAAAAGGCUGAUCUGACAAACUGCAAGUCGUACGGCCCUAGCUACCGCCUGCUGCCACCGUCGGCAACUCAAGCAAAGUGCUCUGGCCGCGAUGCAAUGUGCUACGAGGUCCUCAACGACAAGUGGGCGUCGCAUCCUACGUGGGCAUCGGAGGACACGGACUUUAUGCACCAUAAGAAGAACUGCUACGAGGAUGGUCUGUUCCGCACAGAGGAGGACCGGCAUGAGAUGGAUAUUGAGAUCGACACCAACCUGUCUCAGAUCGAGAAGAUGGACCCCGAGCAGGCGAUGCAGCUAACAUUGCCCGAGAACUUCUGGGGCAUGUCCGAGGCACUUCCGCGGCGAGCACUGCGCAAGGUGUACGACUCGCACCGGGCGCUGGAGAUCAUCAAGGCGAUGCACACGCAUCCGUCGGUGGCAAUCCCGAUCGUGGUCAAGCGGCUGAAGCAAAAGGACGAGGAGUGGCGGCGGCAGCGCCGCGAGUGCUCCAAGGCAUGGCGCGAGUCUGAUGCCAAGAACUUUUACAAGGCGCUGGACCACCAGGGACUCACAUUCAAGUCGACGGACCGCAAAAACAUCUCGCCCAAGCACCUGGUGCAGGAGAUUGAGACUCGGCGGCGCGAGCAGCAGAACCUGGCUGAUGAAGGCGGAGCGCGGGCGCAGAGCCGCAAGGUUGCGUCGGCGCUGCGGCACCGGUACCAGCUGGAGUACAAAUUCACAGAGCCCACAGUCAUUGCCGAUGUAAUCAAUGCGAUUCUGGCGCAUGUGGGCAAGCCGAACUCGCAGUUCGUCGCGUCCGAGAAGGAGUCGAUGGAAAAACUGUUCCAGGAGCUGUUUGACGGGCUGCUGGGCGUCGAAAAGUCGGCAGAUGACUCCUCGACCGAGAAGCAGCAGCAGCAGCAGCAGAAGUCGUCGUCGGCAGUGACAAACGGAGCGUCGUCGGCAUCGCCGUCGCCCGGUGCUGACUCAGGCAAGGCCAAUGGCAAAGGUGGCGACAAAGGCAAUGACAGUGAUGGCGUGGCCAUGGACGUUGACGGUGCCAAGGAGGAGGGCAAGCCGCAGCAGGCAAGCGAGGAGGGCGGCAGCAAGCCGUCAACGCCUGGGCUGAUUUCAUCGCGGUCGUGGAUCCAGCUUGGCACGAAUGGCAAGCGUAACGCAGCGGCAGAGGCAGAAGCGGAGGCAGCCAAGCAGGCGUCAGGUUCUAAGAGCGUGUCGCGGGCGUUCUACACCAACAGCAACUACUACGUGUUCCUGCGUCUGUUCCAGAUCCUGUAUGAUCGGUUCAACGUGCUUCGCGAGAUCGGACCCGAGUGCCAGAAGAAGGCGCAGUACGAGCAGCAGAUGGCGUCAGCGGCGAGCAAGCUCGGGAUGCGGCCGCAGCCGUCGGCACUCCAGGCGUUUGACCUGCAGACGACGGACUACUACACGGUGUUCCUGGACCUGGUGGACCAGUACCUGCAGGGCCAGCUGGAGACAAGCCAGUUUGACGAGGCGAUGCGGGUGAUGUACAACACCAGCGCGUACCGGAUUCUGACGGUGGACAAGGUGGUGCAGGCGAUUGCCAAGAACAUGCAGCACCUGAUCAGCGACAGCAAGUGUGUGGACAUCCUCGAGCUCUUCACAACGCUGCCAGCGGUGCACGAGCAGAGCCCGCUGCGGUCGCACAUUGCAUACCGCAUGAAGGUGGAGACGCUGGUGGGGGCGGACGAUCACGUGUUCCGAGUGGAUUACAUCUACGACGCACGGACGAUGACGAUCCAGCUGCUGCGGCGCGAGGAUAUCACGCUCGACGAGGCGGUGACGGAAGAGGAGCGGUGGGCGUACUAUGUGGACUCGUAUGUGCUGUUUGAGCCCACGGAGGGCGUGCCACGGUUGCAGCAGGCGCGGGCGCGGCCGUAUCUGCCGCGGCACCUGCACGCAGACGAGCGCGAGUAUGUUGUGAGCUCGCGGUCGAACCUGGAGAUCAAGAUUGCGGUGAACACGUACAAGCUGUGCUUCCUAACAGGCACCGAGGACAUUUAUAUCAACCACACGCGGCGUGCGGUGUUGGCAGACGACGCGGCCAAGAGAGCGUAUGCCGAGCAGUGGGCAGGCCGCACUGAGAGGUGGCAGAGCUGGGUUGCGCGCGAGCACGAGGCAAGCGGCGCCGAGCUCGUCGAGUGGUGGAAGUAG
Molecule: messenger RNA, 4540 nt
Organism: Linderina pennispora
Lineage: Eukaryota; Fungi; Kickxellomycota; Kickxellomycetes; Kickxellales; Kickxellaceae
Product: transcriptional regulator SIN3
Exons: 12
Coding region: 41-4540 (1499 amino acids)
Biological process (GO): negative regulation of transcription by RNA polymerase II
Cellular component (GO): Sin3-type complex; chromatin
Molecular function (GO): transcription corepressor activity
Source: RefSeq, a predicted model, not a curated record